Messenger RNA from Boleophthalmus pectinirostris (great blue-spotted mudskipper), 1967 nucleotides. RefSeq names its product solute carrier family 5 member 9 (gene slc5a9). Gene Ontology annotation, cellular component: plasma membrane. Gene Ontology annotation, biological process: transmembrane transport. Lineage: Eukaryota; Metazoa; Chordata; Actinopteri; Gobiiformes; Gobiidae. The record is from RefSeq and is a predicted model, not a curated record. The transcript has 14 exons. The coding region runs from base 18 to 1967 and encodes 649 amino acids. Gene Ontology annotation, molecular function: D-glucose:sodium symporter activity.
UGAAAGCUGCACGAGCAAUGUCCACGACGUCUACUACAGACAGCAGCGUGGCUCCUCCCACUGCGGCCCCUCCGUCUCGCCUGAGCCUGGGCACGGCUGACAUCGCUGUGCUGGUGGCAUACUUUGUGUUUGUCAUGGUAGUGGGCAUCUGGUCAUCCAUACGGGCCAAUCGCAGCACAGUGGGUGGAUACUUCAUGGCCGGCCGCUCCAUGACCUGGUGGCCGAUCGGGGCAUCACUCAUGUCCAGUAAUGUGGGCAGUGGGCUGUUCAUCGGCCUGGCGGGCACUGGGGCCGCAGGGGGCCUGGCUGUGGGCGGCUUCGAGUGGAACGCAGCGUGGGUGCUGGUGGCCCUGGGCUGGGUGUUCAUCCCUGUGUACAUCGCAGCUGGAGUCCUCACCAUGCCUGAGUACCUGUGCCGACGCUUUGGAGGGGCACGCAUACGCAUCUACAUAUCCCUCCUCUCCCUCAUCCUCUACAUCUUCACCAAGAUCUCGACAGACAUCUUCUCGGGCGCACUCUUCAUCCAGGUAUCUCUGGGCUGGGAUCUGUACCUGUCCACAGCUGUGCUACUCCUGGUCACCGCGGCCUACACCAUCGCAGGCGGCCUGGCAGCGGUCAUGUACACUGAUGCCCUGCAGACAGUCAUCAUGGUGGGAGGGGCCUUCUCCCUCAUGUUCAUAGCGUUCUCGCGUGUGGGCUGGUACGAGGGGCUGGAGCAACUGUAUCCUAAGGCAGUGCCCUCAGUCACUGUGCCAAACUCCACAUGUCACCUACCGCGCCAUGAUGCCUUCCACCUGCUGAGGGACCCCCUGACCGGAGACCUGCCCUGGCCCGGCCUCAUCUUCGGCCUCACGGUGCUCGCCACCUGGGUGUGGUGCACGGACCAGGUGAUAGUGCAGAGGUCCCUGUCGGCCAAGUCCCUGUCCCAUGCCAAAGGGGGUAGUGUGCUGGGGGCCUACCUCAAACUGCUGCCCAUGUUCUUCGUCGUGAUGCCCGGGAUGAUCAGCCGUGCCCUGUACCCAGAUGAGGUGGCGUGCGUGGUCCCAGAGCUGUGUCAGAAGGUGUGUGGGACGGCAGUGGGCUGUUCCAACCUCGCUUACCCCAAACUGGUAGUGGAGCUCAUGCCUUCAGGUCUGCGCGGCCUCAUGUUAGCAGUGAUGCUGGCGGCCCUCAUGUCAUCCCUCACCUCCAUCUUUAACAGCAGCUCCACCCUGUUCACCCUGGACCUGUACCAGAGGCUCCGCCCUGCCGCCAGCGAGAGGGAGCUCAUGGUGGUGGGCAGGCUCUUCAUCCUCUUCCUUGUCUGCAUCAGUCUGCUGUGGAUUCCAGUCAUUCAAACAGCUAACAGUGGACAACUCUUUGAUUACAUCCAAUCAGUGACCAGUUUUUUAGCCCCGCCUAUUACAGCUGUUUUCCUACUGGCUAUUUUCUGGUCACGGACCAAUGAGCAGGGGGCGUUCUGGGGACUGAUGGGCGGACUUAUCGUCGGUGGUAUACGGAUGGCCCUGGAGUUCUCAUACUCUGCUCCGUCAUGUGGGCAGCCUGACCUAAGACCCUCUGUCCUGGCACAGGUGCAUUACCUGUACUUCAGCAUGCUUCUGUUCGCUCUGAGCACGCUCCUCAUCUGCGCUGUCAGCCUGGCCACAGAGCCCAUCCCUCCUCACAGUCUGCACCGGUUGACCUGGUGGUCUAGACACAGUCAGGAGCCCCGCGUGGAGCUUCCAGGUGUGACCUCUGGGUCAGAGAGUCCCCAGGCCUCCAGUUCAGAUUCCCAGGCCCCCAGGGGCUGGUGCUACAGGGCCCUCCUGUGGAUGUGUGGUCUGACUGGGCAAAGCAGCUCUUCUGUGGACCCUGACUGCAGCCCCUUGGUGUCCCUGCAGGAGGAGCCAUUGUGGAGACAUGUGUGUAACAUCAAUGCUCUGUUGCUACUCACAGUCAACAUCUUCUUGUGGGGGUACUUCGCCUGA